AGGAGAGCCUCAGUGCUUCGCGGGCUUCCGUGCAUGGCGGUCGAGGCACGCUGCCACUCCAUCUUGUCUACUCUUUUGCGCGCGUGUUCUGCUUUUAGGUCACUGUCAAGGUUGCUACACGCUUCAGCUUCGCUCCAAACACCGGAUUCCAUGAAAUUAAUAGGUUUUAUAACUGAUAGCCAUCUUUAAAACUCACAGUGUUUCUUAUUAGCGUUUACAGACUAACGUGACGAAUAGAACGCGAAACAAGAAUUAGUCAGUAAUCAGACAUUAAGCAUCUUAGCCUUUCAUCUGUUUUACAGUAUUAAAUAACUGGACUCAAGUUUAAAUAAUGAAUUAUGAACUUGCGUGUGCUUUGACAGCUUUGAUGAUCGAACACUAGUAAUUAGGCCUAAUGCGUGCUUAAUAAGUGCUUUUAACAAGUGAUAUCUGCUGUGUAAUAAAUUAGCAUAACCGUUAAACAGUCUUUGGUACUAGCUUUAUUGUGUGGUAUGUUAGUGAUUGUGAACUUAGAAAGGGAAAUAUAGUUUUUUAUAUCUAUUAACAUAAUACGUUAAGAACUGUUUAUCGAAAAUGGGGAAGGCUUGUGAGCAAAAUAUUAGUGCUGACUUCCUGCUUAACGUUGCUUUUUAACACAUUUCUAACCAUUUAUAGACAACAUAAUAUACAGUAUAGUGACGGAAUAGAUUUUAUAGAUAACAAAGGCUUUAAACAAGUGUUAACCGUGUUACAUGCCUUAAUAUGGAAGACAUCGAGUAUGUCAUAUCGAAGAAAGUGAAUUUCAAACUAUUUUAUCAACGCGAAACAUCAUAAUACUAGUUUCAAUUGUGGUUUUGUAAUACGAAAUAUCAUCGAAAUCAUCAUGCCUUGGUUGAACGCGUGUCUCUGUCAUCAGGAAAAGAAGAGACCCUGUAUCAGCCCUCCCAUUCAUCUGUUACUCAAGCCUGAGGCGGACACUCAGAGCCACACGUUUCGGUGUAAAGUUUUCAAAAGACCUCGUCCCUGCAAUCUGUGUCACCAACCCAUCCACCACCAGGGCAGCUGCUGUCGAGUGUGCAAGUACGUGUGUCACAAAGCCUGCGAGAACAAGGGUGCUGUGUUCCGCCACCCCAGGUUUGCCGACACGUCGCUCCAAAUCCAUCGCCAGUGGCAGAGGCGUCAGCUUGCCACGUUUCCCAGCGUCGCCGCCUCGGACGAGACGCACAGCUACGAUGCCGCACCGACGAAGAACCCGGCGAAAACGAAGCAGCCGACAGCUCUGACGUCACAGCCCCGGGGUUCGAGUGGUGUCGUGGCGGGCAGGUCGCCUCGUCACCGGGGCGAGGCAAUGGAUCUAAGUUACGUAACAGAGCGGAUCAUCGCGCUUUGGGUGCCGGGAGACGUGAGCCCCGUGUCGUACCGUCAGGGGCAGCAGAAGGCGGCCCACAUGCUGCACACCAAGCACGGCAAUAACUACAUGGUGUUCAACUUGUCGGAACCCCGACGAGUGACUCGGAGCCAUCACGAGCGAGUCAGGGAGUUAGGGUGGCCCUCAGACUUGGCUCCCCCUCUUGAGCGCCUGUGCAGUGUCUGUAAGGACAUCGAGUCCUGGCUGAGCGAGGACUCGCGUCGCAUUGCCGUCAUACACGCCAGAGGGAGCAAGGAUCGAAUUGGGGUUGUAAUCGCGGCUUACAUGCAUUACUCCAGUAUAUGCGGCAGUGCCGACCAGGCCCUAGACAGGUUCGCCAUGAGUCGUUACCUGGAGGACAAGGUCGGGGACCUGGAGCAGCCCUCGCACAAACGAUAUGUAGAGUACUUCUCGGGACUGCUGUCGGGGAGUAUCAGAAUCAACUCUGCGCCGUUGUACCUGACGCACGUCACUGUGUUGGGGGCUCCAGCCUUCGAGCCCGCGGAGGAACGAGAGGGGAGAGCUGUUGAGGCUGCUGGAGGCUGUCGGGCCUUCCUCAAGGUAUAUGAGGGUCUAAUCCCUGUAUAUACGUCAGGUGUAUACAGUGUUUGUGGAGGGACCCGGCAAUUCACGGUAAAUGUCGCGAGUGAAAGGCAGAGGAGGGGUCUGCAACUGAGAGGUGACAUACUACUCAAAUGUUACCACAGGCACUAUAACCCGGUGCCCACCGGGUCACCCAGCACCCAUUCCCCAGUCAUUGCAGCCACAGAGCGUCCUCAGAGAGAACUCAUCUUUGCCUGUCAGUUCCAUACGUGUGCAGUGACUGACUAUACCCUGAGCUUCACACGACAGGAACUAGAUUUUGCCUGCAGUGAUCUACGAUUCCCUCUGGAUGGAGCCGUUGAGCUACAUUUCUCUGCCACUCCUGAGAUACGCCUGCCUUCCCCUGCGCCUACGCCUGCCGUCCCGGUAGAUACAACUGAUGAUCCAGUGACAAGGUGGGACAGCUACGAGAACUUAGUGGCCUUGGGAUCACCGUUAGAUGGCGACACCGACAUCGAAGACACAAAUGGUGGGGAGGAGGCUGAAGUGAGUCACACAUUCGGGCCCCUUGACGGUUCUCUGUAUGCAACCAUCUCGAAGAAGCAGCAGCAAGAAUUGGAGCAUCAACAGGAGCAGCGUCAGCGCGAGGAGACGCCGGUUCGAGGCCCUCAGCAGGAGCUGACUGCAAGCGGCGCGGUGGUGAUCGGCAGUCCGCACACUGUCUCCAUGGACUCUGGCAUUUCGUCGGCCGGUAACGGGCUGCUACUGCACAAACAUCACCAGCACCAUAGCAACAGCAACAACACUUCUAAUGCGUCUUCCGCAUCACCACCGCCACCCCUGACAUCUCUCAACGGCCACGGUGGUUCCCUCCUGCAGCCAUCACCAUCGACGUCGACAGCAACACCUCUUUCACCACAAGAUCACCACCGAGCGUUGGACGAACUCCUCAACGACAUGCUAUUGACAGUCGAGAAUAUCCCAGACCUACCCCCAUCUGCUACUUCCCCAUAUGGCGAUCGCAGUUUUACCAUGAGGCACGUUGCGACUUUAAAUGACCUUCAGCCACCUCGUCCGUUCCAGCAUCACCAUAGCCCGCCCUCUGUUGCAAGUUGUGACGUCAUCAACCUACCAUUAACAGCGCGCACGGCUUCGACUUGCAGCAACAUUCCGCCAGUCAAACAGUUGCACAACGGCUACGGGGCUAGCGACACAAGCGCUCCUGGCGGCAGCGGGGAUCGUACAAAUGCGACGAAUACGUCGACUGUUCUUGACGAUUUGGUGGACGUAAAUUACAUUGACGAUACAGAAACUGACGAAAAUAUACCUUACCACGCCCGGCAGAACAGCAGCCCUUUCACGUAUGGUGCUAUACCCACGUCACCCCAGCAGCAGCAACAGACGUCGUCCACGGCCAUGUUGCAGAUGCACCCCGGGCUGGCAAGCCCCAGUCUAGUGCGCAAAGCGAGUUUCAGGGGCGGCGCUGCCACGCCAAAGGGAUCCCCAGUGUCCUCAACGACGACCCUGAGGCAGUCAUCGCUCGUGUCUUCGGCACAGCCCUCGCCACCAGAGGAUUUUGUUGACGGUGACGUAUCCGAUGUGUCGCCGACGAGAGACUACCGUUACAACGGGGCCUCGAGCACGUCACCAAGAUCACCUGAGUUCCACGACGGGCACAUAGUGGGUAUCACAAGCAAUGCCAGUAUCAAUAACCUGACCUGGCUACAGCGACAGCAACAGAAACUCAGAGAACGGAAAGAAGUGCAGAUGCGAACAGAGCGAUACCCACAAGAAUCACGUCUCAUCACCGAACUCCGGACCAUCCAGCAGCACAGCUACAAUCGCGUGCUUCGUCCUUCAGCGAGCCACCGUGCUGAUGGCUACACUAGUGACACUACGCACUUUGCAGAUGAAGACGACGAUCAAGAAGACUUCACGAUCCCACUUCACAUCAAUACAACCACAUCACCAACACACAAACUGAACAGUGUUGGAUCUGCCCCUGCAUCACCGUUACUGCCAAAUAGGACGUCCUCCAGAAGAUACUACGGAACUAGCACAACACCCAAUCUUCAGUCAUCAUCUGCAUCUUAUCUGAGUGGUGGGACUGGUUUUCUUGGUCGUCAGAAGUCUGAUUCUUCUUUUGACAGAGAGAGACCAUUUGUCGCAGUUAAGAGGGCUCAUGAACAAAGCAGGAAGUUCAAAGGACUGCAGAGUCCCCCUACAUCCCCUCAGGCAGUGCUGGCUGCUCACCCCCUGGGUCUUGCCCUGACACAUCAUGGUGAGCUUAGUAACAAAGAGCCACAGACUGACUCUGCAGGCCUUCUUACAAUGGUGGAGGAACAACGACAACACCAGCAGCAAAUGACCACACUAAGGCGUGGUGCUGGAGGAGGGGUGGGUAGAAGUGCUACUAACACCACAAGCAACAGCACCAGCAACAAUAAUCACCAAGAUGCAUUGGCCAGCCUCAUAGCUUCCCUAGCCGCUACUUCUGCCCCUGUAUCUGCUUCUAGCAAUACUAACAGUACUGCAUGGCAGCAACAGUUGAGAGAAGACAGUUUCUCAUCAUGGCGAACAACUUCAAUGAGUGAUGAGACAGGAAGUCCUCCACGGUCAAGCAGCCCACGACCACAAACUCCAGCGUUUCCUGUACAUCCCCGCACACCAUAUGUGAACAGCAGUUCACAACAAUUCGAUCCUCCAACAUCCUCCACCGGGCUACCACCCAAAAGUCCUACAACACAGCGACGUUUGAGUAAUUCGGGGUCGUUUAAAAAUCUGCGAAAGUGGCCUUCCAACUCUUCUGUUUCUAGCAAGGACCGUUCCCCCUCUCCAGUGUCUGAUCUGCCUCCUGCCAACACAGUGCCACAGCAAAAUAUCAGCAUCACCAGUACUUCUAGUGGUGGCAGUAGUAAUGGCCGUGGAGUUAUUGGUGUCAACACAACAGGAUUUCCCACUACAUCUCACUCGUCUGUCAGCAUUUCUGAUGGAUCUUAUCCUCAGCAGAGCCCCAAGAACUCAGCAUUGCAGAAUGGCAGCACAGGCCAGUCCUCACCCACAGUGUACUAUGGUCACUCACGCCGUUCCUCCCUCCACUCCAACAGCGAACCUCCCCAAGAAGUUUCCCCAGCUCAUGUAAAAUUUGUAAGAGAUACAUCACGAUUUUGGUACAAGCCAACAAUUUCUCGAGAAGAAGCUAUCAACAUGUUGCGUGAUCAAGCGCCAGGAACAUUUGUGGUACGAGAUUCCAACUCAUUCCCUGGUGCAUUUGGGCUAGCACUAAAAGUUGCUGUACCCCCUCCUAAUCUCCAGAGCAAGACAAAUGAUCCAGCUAGUGAACUGGUGCGCCAUUUCCUCAUCGAACCUACAUCAAGAGGUGUCAAACUCAAAGGAUGCAGCAAUGAACCUGUGUUCAGUUCGCUGUCAGCUCUAGUAUACCAACACUCAUUGAUGCCGAUGGCAUUGCCUUGCCGACUACUACUUCCUGAAAGUGAUGGGUCUCGACUACCUGCAGAUAGUCCUGGCACCAUAAGCACUGCACAGCUGCUACUUGCUCAGGGAGCAGCCUGCAAUGUUCUGUACCUGUAUACUCUGGAUACAGAAUCACUAACAGGUCCUCAAGCAAUAAAAAAGGCAGUCCAACACAUGUUCUCAACAAGACCAUUACCAACAGCAACAGUGGUUCACUUCAAGGUUUCUGGACAAGGCAUAACACUCACUGACAAUAAGCGCCAGCUGUUCUUCCGCAGGCAUUACCCUGUGACCACAAUUUCUUACUGUGGACUGGACCCAGAUGACCAUCGUUGGAGUCAAAAGAGUGAUGAAACGGGAAUGCCCAUCAGUUCAAACCGUUGUUUUGGAUUUGUGGCGAGGAAGCCAGCAAGUAAAACAGACAACCAGUGUCACAUCUUUGCUGAGCUUGAACCAGAGCAACCAGCAUCAGCCAUUGUCAACUUUGUCUCCAAGGUUAUGAUGAGUGGUGCUUCUGCAAAAGCAAACAUCGUUUGAAAGUGCUUCAUCUAGGCAUCUCGGCUGGUACUUGUAAUGAGUGCAUUUUGCUAUGUUGUAGGACCUUGAAGUGCGGGCGUUUUGAGAAUAUCAAAAUGCUUGGUCAAUGGUAUGUAUCUUUUUCACAAAUUAAAUGCAGUGUGUCCUCAAAAGAAUUGUACAGAUGGUAUCAUAUAAGUAUUGUAACAAAUGAAUUUGGACUAACUGUCUGGUAUUUGGUCCCAGGAUUGCUGGAAUUUUCCUUUUGGGAGCUGUACUUUCAUGAUUCAGUAUGUUCUGGGGAGUGUUACUAAUCACAGGGUAUGUCAAGGAAUUGUAAAUACAGCAGUAGGUUGGUAGAAAAGUGUGAGAUACUUAAAAUUACUUGUAGUUCCUGUCAUGAUUAAAAGCAAUAAAACCAUUUCCUUAUCAGCUGCAUCAUUAUAGAGAAAAACUGUAACAUUCUGUCAUGGUGAAUAUUUCAUGUAAUCAAUAAACAUCAGGCAAGACUUUUAAGUAUGCAUUUUCUGUUGGGUAACUCUUGAAAGAUGGUUGUAGUGUUGUGUGAUUAAAUUAUUAUAUGACAAAAGUGACAUCAUGAUCAUCAUUAAUUUAUCUGAGCAUUAUGGUGUGAUUAUUAUAGGAUAUUUAAUAAUGUUGCAUUUACACAUAACCUGAUUUCUAGACCAGGAUUCACCAAUGGUACUAAGUGAAUUGUUUGUUCCUCUCAUCAGACCAGAAGGCAGUACAAAUAUCAGGACAAUAUCAUAAAAUGGGUCACAGCUUUCUACCAUAUUUAUCCCAGCUUGUCAUUCAUAAUCACCUCUGCAGGUGAUGUAAAAUAAUUAAUAUAAAAAGCAAACUUUGUUUUCAGUAUAAUCUAAUGACAAAGAAAUUAUUUGGUUUUAUUUAUUUAUUUAUUCUUGGUUCAUUUAAUGACAGUUUCUAUAACUGAGAUUUUGUGAUGUUCAUUUAUAGGAUGAUAAGUGGAUAGUGAACUGAUUGGGGGGAGGGGGGGUGUUAGUCAUGGACUUCUUCAAGGACCUAUUCUGACUUUUUGCCUGAAGGGACUGAGGAACAUCACAAAAAUCUCAGGAUAGCAGUAGUUUGCCACAACAUUCAGUAAAAACAAACUAGUAGUCAUGACAUGCUUUGUACAGCACCUGAAAAUCUAUCAGCAAAUAUAUAUAUAUAUAAUACACGUAAAUUACUGGUUCUACACAAACUGUUUGUUAUAGAACCCUAUGUUUUGUUUAAAGUUCAUUAUAGGUUUCAUUAUGUGCAGUUCUUCUGUGGACAUUUUGUGUUACAUGCACUUGUAAUAUUGGAAAAGUGAGUAUUGAAUAGUGCAGACAAAUAUAAUAUCCUUAGAGACAUUACAAUACACCGCUGAUACAGCUUUAUUUUGAGAGAGGAGUCGCUGCUGCUGCUGCUGAUAUAACAUAACCGAGCUAACCUAACCUAAAUCUGCCAAAUGAUAAUUGUGUAUCUCAUAUUCUCAAAACUGUCCAUACUUGUAUGUAGUGUGUACAACAUAUCACCUUAUGCACAUGUUAAUAUGCUAUCUAUUGUCAUAUAUUAUAAAACAUGUAAACUAACUAUUUGUUAAUAUUGUACAGCCUAUACUUGUGAUGGUGUUAGAAUCCACACACGAAAGGUCCAUUGUGAUUGGAUUCCAAGAAGAACAUCGUAUGAGACCUUUUUUGUGUAUUGUACAUCUUGCCAUAACAGCCAUAAGAUUGUAUUGUAUCAAGUAGUUAUGUACAUUGCUGACACAUGUAAAGCCAUGCACCAAAGUUUCAUUAUUAAACCUUACUUAAGAGCACUUCCAUAAACUGUAGGUGUUUUAAAAUGUUAUUGACUGGUUUAAUUAAAUGAAGAAAGGCUGAUUCAGUUGCAGUCUCAAAUUUUGAGAUUUUGACCCAUAUACCAUGUGAAAAUUUCUAGCUAGCUGUUAUGAAAAAUUAUGUUAAUACUUUGAGACACUGUAAAAAGGCGCUGGAAGCCUCUGUCCAGGACUGUGUCCAGAAAAUGGAUGUAUACAUUAGUCUGUUUUGUUGUCUUCUGUGUCAUGUUGUAAGUGAUUUGGAUUAUGUAUGAAGUUGCUAAGCUUAUCUGAUAAGCCUACAAAUGGAUUAAGAAGAUGUGAUCCAAAUUAAACUGUGUGAAUGUUAACAAAAAUGUUAAGUGACUGUAUAUACACAAUGUACUAAAUGACAAACUUGCUAUUAUGUAGCAAGUGCUAUGGUUUUUAAGUGCAGGAAUUUUUAAUCUGUAAUAGAAAUGCUACUAAAAUUGUCAGUGAUUGAAAUAUUUAUCAUGUAAACUGUCAAAAGUCAAGUACAAUAUGAUUAUGCCAUAAUGUAUCUCAGAGACAGUUCUGUACGAUAACAGCAGAGUUGUCAUGAAAUUUAAUUACUGGUUAGUUUGUAACAUUAACAGAAUAUUUGUUAUGUGUGAUAUUUUAUUAUUUUUAAAUAUGCUUUCAUGUAACUUCUUGCAUUAUUUCAGCUUUAAUGAGAAAAAUUUAAAAUGAGAUUUGAGGUUCUCACAGUAGUGAGUAUGAAGAUGGCCAACUUUUGGGUUGUUGCACCUUGUAGUCUGGUAGAAGUUUACAAAUGUUCUGUAGGUCCUUGCUGCCUCCAUCACCCUAAUUAUGGACACAGCAACCACCUCUAAAAUAUCAGUAAACUUUUACCGGACUUCAUGUUGUAACAACAAAGAAGAUGGACAUCUUCAAAUUUAAAAAUGAUUUCCAUACUAAUGCUUGGAAUUGAAAGCCUUUUAAUCAUCCAAUUGAACCAGUUAAAUGAGAUAUCCUGCAGUAGUCAUUUUAAUAUUUGUUUCUUACCCAUUUAUUAUUAAUUAAAACAAAUUAUAUAUACAUAUUUUAUUAAGUAAUAUUAUUUUACUUGUACUAUUGUUUUAAGAUGUACAUAUGUAACUUUAGAUGGCCUCAUUUUAGCCUUAUUUCUUUGCUGUGAAUGACAAAUAAUUUCUUGAGUUUCUGGAGAAGUACAAGUUAGAUUAUUAAUUUGUUCUGUUUAACAUGAAAAUUUCCCAUUGUAAUAUAAAUCUAAAUAUAACAACAGUAAAUGAUUUAUCAGUGCUAUAUGCAUCCCAGUGAUUAUAUGUUACACUGUAUCUGUAGAAAAUACAGUCUGCUCAUUAUUUUUAUCCUUGAAAUGCCUAAUAAACAUGAUGCCUUUGAGGGGAAGGGAUGACAACAA
Molecule: messenger RNA, 9150 nt
Organism: Zootermopsis nevadensis
Lineage: Eukaryota; Metazoa; Arthropoda; Insecta; Blattodea; Termopsidae
Source: RefSeq, a predicted model, not a curated record